AUGUCUGGUCUCCUGCGAGCGCUCAACGCUAUCGUUCGACUACCAAUAUUAGCUCGAAACGAGCUCGAAAAAGCAUGCAGAGCCGGGGCGUUAUGUAUGGCUGUUCGAGCACCUCACUGGAGACCUAAGCCAAGUCAAAAAAUUUCUGUGGGAGUAGUGCUUGAGGAUGAUAAAGACGUGGAGAAUACAGAUCCCGAGGGGCAAUUUGGGCACGACUCAUCUCAACCCAUAAAAGCAAACAUGAUAACAUAUCUUUCUUCAUAUGCCCGCGAACAAUCAUCCACGUGGAUACACUUCGAUUCGGUCUGGGCGAGAUCGCGCGUAGACUUACGAUUGUCACGAGUGCAUGGUGCAUACGAUCUUCCAGAAGGCUAUGAGUUUGCCAUAGUACCCCGCAACACCUUUCUGAUUUCUCAAGUGGCUUCGGACACUCACGAAGAUCCGGGGCUUAGUAGCGAGAUCAGUGCUAGCCAUUGUGUUCUGAAAGCAGUGGCCUCACUUAUCCAGGUUGUCGCUGCAUUCACCACCCUUCUCUCAAAUCGCCCAGAUUUGGUUAGCCGCUGGGGAUAUGCAUCAUAUCACCUAACAGUUAUACCAUAUCUUGCUAUGACUCAUGUUAACCUAAUCUCCAAUAUGGUCUCUCCAGACUAUUCUUGCUUGUAUAUGAUACGCAGCGAGACUAUGGUUGAAGCAGAGAAAUUAGGUAGAAGAUUUGAAGGAGAAAUAGCCCAAAUGAUUUCCCUCCUACCAAAAGAUGGGAUGCAAAUUGAGAAUCAAGCAUGGAGUGGUCUUACAAAAAAGGCCAACCAUCCUGCAGAUUCAACUGGUGCAUCAUUGUCUAAUAGUGGCAAUGAAAACCCAGCGUUACAGAAUGUUUUCUUCGACGAUGAAUUUCGCACGCAGUUGAAUCCGAAGGAUAUCCUAGCAAGGCCAGUGGACACGACGGAUGAAUACCAGAUCCAAAUUCCUCGUGUACCCAGGCGGUCAUCAAGAAAAGGCCUAUUAUAUACCGUUCAUCUGGUUAUGGAAGAUUUGUCAUCUGCUCGGGGUGAGAAGACAAGUUCAUUUUUCACCAUGUUGCAGAACAUGAGGGAAAAUAGGAUGAGGCUUAAAGCCUACAAAUCCGCUGACUCUUAUAUUAAACGGAUUAUGAUUAUAUAUAAUCUUGCAUUGAAAGAUUGUAUUAUUCCAAUAAGUUCGGGGGACUAUGCAGACAAUAAAGAAAAUUCCAAUGAGACCCAAUUCAGAGUACUUUCACCGAUCACUGAUGGUGAAGAGAAUUGCCUGGCCGCAUCUAUUUCCAAUGUGCGUAUGCUACUUAAACUGCCGGAAAGACCCACUACGACUACUGCAUCGAUCGCCGAGCCCGAAGAGCUUCUUUACUUAUCAAAUAUAACAAGAACAAAUGGACGAAUAGGAUGGGCUAUACUAGUAGAGAUUAGUAUCGGAGUUUGUGUUGUAGGUCUCUUCUUUGGGUUAAUUGCGGGAUUGACGAAAUUCCAUUCUGGCGAGAGUUCCGUAACUGAAAGAGGUAUCAUGAUGACUUGGCUUGCUAGUGGUCUAUAUGCAUUCUGUCUUCCCCUACUCAAUACCCUUGAGCUACUCAAGGUCCUCUUUUUGUUUCCAAUCUUUUUUUCUUUGUAUCUAUCGGGUGCUCCCGACUUCUAUCAUACUAGUUAUGAAAUGGACAAAACGCUUCGAAACGAGGAACAAAGCGUGAAUUGGCGGUUGGAAAAAGAGGACUAA
Botrytis byssoidea is the source of this 1746-nucleotide messenger RNA. RefSeq lists its product as uncharacterized. NCBI's taxonomy places the organism in Eukaryota, Fungi, Ascomycota, Leotiomycetes, Helotiales, Sclerotiniaceae. The record is from RefSeq and is a predicted model, not a curated record. Bases 1 to 1746 code for a protein of 581 amino acids. The transcript is spliced from 3 exons.